AUUUCCGGUCUCAGUGUCUCCCCCCCGCCCCCCUUCCUGCGGUCCGCCGGCCGGGGAGGCGCUAGAGCGAGAAACAAAGGGAAUGGGGCUAGAGAGGCAGGCUUUGGGGUUGCCAAGGAGCAGCUGGCGGCUAAUUUCCGUUUCCGGCUACGGAGGCACGAGGAUCCGGUGCCCUAACCCAGCAGGAAAAUGCGGCCUUUGACUGAAGAGGAGACCCGUGUGAUGUUUGAGAAGAUCGCGAAAUACAUCGGGGAGAAUCUACAGCUGCUGGUGGACAGGCCCGACGGCACCUACUGUUUCCGGCUGCACAACGACCGGGUGUACUACGUGAGCGAGAAGAUUCUGAAACUGGCCGCCAAUAUCUCCGGAGAGAAGCUGGUGUCUCUGGGGACCUGCUUCGGAAAAUUCACUAAGACCCACAGGUUUCGGUUGCACGUCACGGCUCUGGAUUACCUGGCACCCUAUGCCAAGUAUAAAGUGUGGAUAAAGCCUGGAGCAGAGCAAUCCUUCCUGUAUGGGAACCACGUGUUGAAAUCUGGUCUGGGUCGAAUCACUGAAAAUACUUCUCAGUACCAAGGAGUGGUGGUGUACUCCAUGGCAGACAUCCCUUUGGGUUUUGGGGUGGCAGCAAAAUCAACACAAGACUGCAGGAAAGUAGACCCGAUGGCGAUUGUGGUAUUUCAUCAAGCAGACAUUGGGGAGUAUGUGCGACAUGAAGAGACGUUAACUUAAAAAGAAGUCAUUGCAAGGACUUUACAGCUGGGCUGUGUGGAAGGGCCAAGCUUUGUUUCCUGUGUUUAUGUAGACUCCACCAUCAUGUUGAAUUUUAUGAACACUGUGACAUCUUCAGGGACUUCUUAGGUUAAUAUUCUAUCACUGACAAAUGCAAGCUAGAUUGUUAUACAGAAAUGGCUCAAAAUGGGGUUUCAGAGCUUGUGUUUGUGACUAGUAUACUCUGUUUAAUAU
Otolemur garnettii (small-eared galago) is the source of this 966-nucleotide messenger RNA. It is a transcript of the gene NIP7, whose product is annotated as NIP7, nucleolar pre-rRNA processing protein. The transcript is spliced from 5 exons. The record is from RefSeq and is a predicted model, not a curated record. Gene Ontology annotation, biological process: ribosome assembly; ribosomal large subunit biogenesis. Lineage: Eukaryota; Metazoa; Chordata; Mammalia; Primates; Galagidae. Gene Ontology annotation, cellular component: nucleus; preribosome, large subunit precursor; nucleolus. Gene Ontology annotation, molecular function: RNA binding. The coding region runs from base 190 to 732 and encodes 180 amino acids.